CUGGAGAACCUCUGGAAGGUCACGCUCGAGGGCCGGGAGAACCGCGAGCACGGCCCGCUCGUCUUCCGCGCCAUGCAGGGCCAGAGCGACGCCGUCCGGGCGUCCAUGAUGAAGCACAUGGUCCUCCUCAAGCCGCAGCUCUUCUCGGAGGAGGUCAAGCGCGACGUCCGGCGCCUGCGCUACUCCUUCCGCCUCUACGACUAG
Pelagomonas calceolata is the source of this 204-nucleotide messenger RNA. Lineage: Eukaryota; Pelagophyceae; Pelagomonadales; Pelagomonadaceae. The record is from the annotation of a GenBank genome assembly.